Molecule: messenger RNA, 10441 nt
Organism: Acipenser ruthenus (sterlet)
Lineage: Eukaryota; Metazoa; Chordata; Actinopteri; Acipenseriformes; Acipenseridae
Product: FYN-binding protein 1-like
Exons: 16
Coding region: 129-1862 (577 amino acids)
Biological process (GO): T cell receptor signaling pathway; protein localization to plasma membrane; integrin-mediated signaling pathway
Cellular component (GO): plasma membrane
Molecular function (GO): protein binding
Source: RefSeq, a predicted model, not a curated record
UACGGUUUUGCCUGCGAGUAUAUGUACACACAGUGUUGAAAAAGAUCAAAGAGAUUAGUCAGAGACAUGAAGAGGAAAGGAACGAAGGUUUCCAAGCCUUGAGGGCCAAGUUCCAUACCCAGACAGACAUGAGCGAAGCCAAGCCUCCGCCUCCAGUCCUGGUCAGGCAAGCUAACGUCUUCAGCUCCAACUCCCAGGCUAACGGACCCUUCAAACCCAGCCCUAGAGGCUCCCCUCUGAGUUCGAAUGUGAGCACCCCUCCCGCUCCUAAAAUCCAGGGAGCCAUUCGAGCCUUCGGGGAAUCCCCGCGAUUUCCCAAACCAGAGACUGUCAAGUCAGGCAGCCCAGGGAAUGAAAGACCCUCCCCUGCUGCUUUGUUCCCACGAACCCCCGGACCAGGCCGCGUGAUUUCCAGUGACGGUGGAGAGUUACUAGACAGUCCUGUCAAGUCCAAAGCUGAGGAAUUUCGCCAAAACUUGAUGCUGAUGCAGCAAGUAAAUCGUGGGUCACCAGAUGGGCCUAGAGAGACCCCCAGACCUGCUGCACCUUCCCCUGCUUUGGUCCCACCCCUACGCAGCCAGAAGAGCGUCACCGAGACCCCCGCCCCCUUGAGGAAGCCCCUCCCCCCUGAAACGACUCUGGGCUCCAAACCCAUCAAGCCCAAGAGACCCCCUCUCGUCAAUCUGGACAACUUCAGGAAAGGCAAGCUCCCCCAGUUGCCUGGACGACUACCUGUUGGGAAGAUGAUUGUGGCCAGCAAACCUCCACACCCAGGAUUCAACACUCCCCCAGCCCCGCUGCGUCCUGGACUGAGGCCCAGCCCCUCCAUGCCACAGCGCCCCCCUGUGCCUGCGGAAGAAGAGCAGGACACAUACGACGACGUGGAUUUCGUCCCGCCAUUCCCUGCCCCCCCACCCCUGCCCGCCAAGCAAGAUUCCUGGAACAACCAAGGGUCUAAUCAAGGAGAUGAGGACAGCGAUGGCAGUGAGAUCUAUGAAGAGGUUGACAGCACGGAGACCCAGCACCACAAAGCGGGAGACAACAAGAAGAGACAGAAGGAACUGAAGCGGCAGCAGGAGCUCGACAAGAAAGAAAUGAAAGAGAGGCAGAAACGAGAAAGCGAGUUCAGGAAGAAAUUCAAGCUGACAGGUUCAGUGGAGGUCAUUCACUCAGCGAAGGUUAGGGUGGACUGUCGUGGAGGAAAGAACGAUCUGUACGUCAAGCAGGGAGAGAUCGUGGAGAUCGUGAGGGUGAAGAACAAUCCUGAAGGAAAGUGGCUUGCCCGAACAUUCGACGGAACCUACGGCUACAUUAACAACACCAGCGUGGACGUGGAUUAUGAGGAAGUGAAGCGGAAGAUUCAGAGCCAGGGCCGAAGCCGGGUGCUCGAGUCCUCCUCGGGGCCCGUGCAGGAUGAGGAUUUCUACGAUGAUGUGGGCUCCUCGGAGCAAAUGAGCAGCAACCGAAAAGCAGAUAAUGAGGACGUUUACGACGAUGUCGAAGCAAUCCCAGAGGAAUUCCCUCCCCCACCUCCUGAAAUCUGCCUGGACCCAAGGAGGAGCAAGAAAGAAGAGAAGGAGGAAAAGGAGUUCAGGAAGAAGUUUAAGUAUGAAGGGCCAAUUGAAGUCCAGUACCAGAUGAUGGUGGACCCCAAUGCAAACAUCAAGAAGACUGGAGGGAAGGACUUGCCCCUGAUCAGAGGAGAGAUCCUGGAUGUCAUUAAGAUGGUCAAUGACAAGAAAGCCAUCUGUCGCAACAAGCAAGGAAAAUAUGGCUAUGUUCCCAAAUCCAUUCUGCUGCAGGCGGAAGGAGACAUAUACGACGAUGCUGAAACUGCUGCUGAUAUCUACGAUAACGACUGAUUUCCAGUAACGUCUGAAGAGCAAGAGAAACUUGAAUACCUUGCCUCAGGAAUUCUGAAGUCCUGUUUAUUUGAAUACCUUGCCUCAGGAAUUCUGAAGUCCUGUUCAUUUGAAUACCUUGCCUCAGGAAUUCUGAAGUCCUGUUCAUUUGAAUAACUUGCCUCAUGAAUUCUGAAGUCCUGUUCAUUUGAAUAACUUGCCUCAGGAAUUCUGAAGUGCUGUUCAUUUGAAUUUCCCCAAGACACGACGUUCCUCUGAAGUUCCAUUACAAGCAUCUCUCUUACGCAGUAAACCUGAGAAAUAUUUCCUCGCUUGCCAUCUUCUCUGAGCCUUAUUGAUUCCUUAUUCAUAUGCUUCAUACCGCAGGACACUGAACAGGAAAGUGAGCUUGUGUGAAUAGCAAAAGACACAAGAAUCAGCUGUAGUAUAUUAGCCCAGCGAUUUUCAAUCAGCUGUGGUAUAUUAGCCCAGCGGUUUUCAACUUGAUGAAACUUUAGGACACACAUUGAAUGUUUGGGAACAUUUUUGUAAGCAUGUUUUUAUUUCUUAAACUAGCCAUGUCAGGUAUUUUCAUCCUUAUAAAUAUUUAGAAAUGUCUCAAGGAACAAAUGUGAAACGGCAACUGAUAUUGUGAAUAGAAAAAAGAAUGGCAGUGCACUGAUCCAGCUCCUAGGGGUGUGCCGAUACUCGCACUUUCCAAAUAAUUACCAUUACGAAAGUAUUCCUUAAAUUAAUAAAACAUCAUUAUUGAGCUUCCAACAGAAUCUCACAGUGUUAUUUAAUAUAGAGCCUGUCGUGCUCACAUUUUUUAAAACGAUUAUUUGUCUCAUCUUUCUUUGACACCUUUGAUAUUAAAUCAUAUUUAUUUUACUUUCAUUAGAAGUGUGUCUUCUCUGCAGUGAAUUGUGUGACGAAUCAGUUGCAUUUGCUAGUUUUGCAACAUAUUUUCAUUGUCAGUUUAUGGCCUCAGUAUGGCAGUAAAAAUGUCAGUGCCCAGGAUGAGAGGAAAAUUUGCUUCCAAACGACUUUUAAAACUCAAUGCGGAAGUUGAUUAUCAUUGAUUGGUACUCAAAGGUGAUUGGAAGGUCAACUUUUCUUGUUUUGAAAUCACAUUAAUGAAUUAAUUUAUUUAAUACCUGCUGAUAAAUACUUCUUAAAGGUAAUUACUCAGAAAAUACUAGUAUAAGUGCACCCCACCAGCCCCUCUGUAUAAUUCUGCAUAAUGUUUGGGUCCUGAUCGCAUCACUAGUGAAUUUAAUGGUGUGAUCCUCUCUGCAAUCCGCAACCUGCAUGAUUUAUAAGUCUUGUUUGCCUGAAACCGGCACAGAGUUCUGGCUUUUUUUUUCUUUUCUAAGGUUUUAAUGAAGUAUGCUGUGUAAAUAUGCAUCUGUCACACAGGGUAUGGUACAUGUACAGUAAAAUCCUUGUUUACAUAAUGGAGAAAAUGACAUUCAAAUGAACAUGGUGUGCCUGGACAGCAUUGUACAGAGUUUUUUUUUUAUUUUUUAUUAAGUGUUCAAGUAGUCAUUUAUAGGUUUUAGGUAUUAGAUUUUGCAGUACCGCUUAUAAAUUAGCACACUGGAUAAUUUGGCACAAUUAUCCAGUCCCAAGCGAUUCCAGAAUAGGUUUUACAUUAUAUUUUUAAGGCAUCCUUUCUCUAAAGCCGGAAGAAAUUCACAGAAUAUUUAGGCUAUGUAAUUUGCAACAAUAAACUGCAAAUACAGAUAGCUAGAAAGCAUCUAUGAUAUGAUUUACACAUGCAGAGUGUUUUAAAGGGCGCUGGGUACACGGGUACAGUAUAGUUUGAAACUUGCAUCACUAUGAAAAUGUAAAGAUUUUAUGAAGAAAACUUUUUAAAUAAUUGACCAUGUAAUCAGAAUUAUAAGAACAACUAGCUGACCUGUUUGACAUUUUAUCUCAACUAUUCCACUUGGUGUCAGUCUAGUAGUCAUUUAGGGUUAACUUAGGGUUAAUUAUUUUUAAUUAGCCAUAACUCUUAAACACACAAUAGUGGUGAAUUUAGAAAUACUGAAAGAAACUUAAUAAAUUCAAUUAUGUUUAAUGUGUUUUAUGUAAAUUAAGUUUCAUUUUAAGCAAAUCAUUUGAUAAAAAUGCUGCCAUUGCAAAGCAUGUCCUAUAGAUAUCUUAUAUUGAAAACAAUUGCUACAAUAUGGACCACAAAAGAUAAGGUAAGAUAACACAUUACUUGUAAACAUGGCAGGGGGUUUAGUAAGACUUUAAUAGGUUGCUUUGGUACAUACAAGCCCUCAAAAAAGCAAAUAACCCGAUGUGUUAACAGGUGUGACUUUGUCAAGUUCAAGGGGCUCAUUUUACUUGUCUGGUGCAGAAUCAAGGGGUUCCCGCACACAAAAACAAAAACAUGCGUACUGUACAGUUAACCUCCAUCCCGACUCGUGUGGUCAUGCGUACUGUACAGUUAACCUCCAUCCCGACUCGUGUGGUCAUGCGUACUGUACAGUUAACCUCCAUCCCGACUCGUGCUGUCAUGCGUACUGUACAGUUAACCUCCAUCCCGACUCGUGCUGUCAUGCGUACUGUACAGUUAACCUCCAUCCCGACUCUUGUGGUCAUGCGUACUGCACAGUUAACCUCCAUCCCGACUCGUGUGGUCAUGCGUACUGUACAGUUAACCUCCAUCCCGACUCGUGUGGUCAUGCGUACUGUACAGUUAACCUCCAUCCCGACUCGUGUGGUCAUGUGUACUGCACAGUUAACCUCCAUCCCGACUCGUGUGGUCAUGCGCACUGCACAGUUAACCUCCAUCCCGACUCGUGUGGUCAUGUGUACUGCACAGUUAACCUCCAUCCCGACUCGUGUGGUCAUGUGUACUGCACAGUUAACCUCCAUCCCGACUCGUGUGGUCAUGUGUACUGCACAGUUAACCUCCAUCCCGACUCGUGCUGUCAUGCGUACUGCACAGUUAACCUCCAUCCCGACUCGUGUGGUCAUGCGCUCUGCACAGUUAACCUCUGUCCUGACUCGUGUGGUCAUGCGUACUGCACAGUUAACCUCCAUCCCGACUCGUGUGGUCAUGCGCACUGCACAGUUAACCUCUGUCCUGACUCGUGUGGUCAUGUGCACUGCACAGUUAACCUCCGUCCUGACUCGUGUGGUCAUGCGUACUGCACAGUUAACCUCCAUCCGACUCGUGUGGUCAUGCGUACUGCACAGUUCACCUCCGUCCUGACUCGUGCUGUCAUGCGCACUGCAUAGUUAACCUCCAUCCUGACUCGUGUGGUCAUGCGCACUGCAUAGUUAACCUCCGUCCUGACUCGUGUGGUCAUGCGCUCUGCACAGUUAACCUCCGUCCUGACUCGUGUGGUCAUGCGCUCUGCACAGUUAACCUCCAUCCUGACUCGUGUGGGCAUGCGCACUGCAUAGUUAACCUCUGUCCUGACUCAUGUGGUCAUGCGCACUGCACAGUAGGAUGUUAUGGGACAUCAUCCUCCUGCCCUAGUGAUAUGCUGUAACAUAAACACCCCUGUUGACCUGUUUUGACCAGUCAGGAUAGUGUUUAAAAGACCCAUUUUAUUAAUAUAUUUACCCAUAAAAACAGAACAUUCAUAAAUUGGUCAUUUUUUAAUAAACAAGAAUAAAUUCUGGGGUGUGAAAAUCAUUUAGUAUUUUCUAUACUGAAGAAUUGAGAUUGUUAUGAAUUUACUAUUUUAAAUCCCACAUGUAAGAAAAUACUUAGGGGUAGAUGUACUAAAGUGUUGCAAUCGUUGCAAACCACAUGCAAACCAGUCAGACGUGUAGUGUGCAAUGUACUAAACAAACGCAACGCUGUUCGCUUCAUUUUAACGAAUGCUUUGCAGCCGCAGUUCUUAUUUGCGCUUUAGCCUUAAAUGAAUAUGUAAUUCUGGGCGUUCCUGCAGAAAUUCACAAAAACAAGGUGGAGAUGAGAGUGCAAAUGAGGGAUCAAAAAUAUUAUAAUGAGAUGUACUAAAGCUACAGGCAAUUGCGACACUUACAAAGGAAUCAAUUUGUUAAGAACUUUUGAAAGCAUGUUUUAAACAGUCGCAAUUGUUGCUGGCAUUUCCCAGUCCGCUUUUUCUCGUGUGUUGCCAGUUGUGCUCAAUGCAUUUUUGAGACGAACACCCAAGUACCUAUUUUUCACUAAAUUCAGGGUGUACUUACAAGCCUUGAAAACAAAUUUCUAUGACAUUUCUGAUUUUCCCAGCGUGUUGAGAGCAAUAGACUGCACACAAACCCCUCCAGCUCAUUCUGAGCAUCUGUAUAGGACCAUGAUCUAUUGUGUGCUAACUGUCUAGGCUACUAAGUAGAUCAAUUAAAAAAAAAAAAAAAAAUUAAAUUUAAAUAAAACAAACCCUACAAUCAUUUAGUUUCAAUUUAAAUUAAUCUUUUAUUAACAUUGUACACUAAUGUGUUCAAUGCAGCAGAAUGAUUUAUUUUGUGUUACCAGUAGGCUAAAGUACAAAGAAAGUGCACUAGGUAUUCAUUUGAUUUUACUACUGUACUGUAUACUGUAUAGGCCUACUGUACAGAUUUAUAUUUUUACAUAAUGUAAUGUGUAGCCUACCCAGAACACAUUAGUGUCAUUUCAGCGCAAUGAGUUAUAUUUAAAAUACGUUGAGAACUGUAAAUGUAUGUGUGUGCGAUUUUAUUGUAUUGUUUUUAAACCCGACACCUCCUUAUGUCAGACAAACAUGUCCGGUUUAGCGAGGGGCUACUGUAUGAUUAUGAAAAGCUUUUUGAGGGUGAAGGUUGGGCCCCCACUAUAGAAUCUGAUGGGAUUUGCACUGCGAAUGGCCCAUCUUAGUACUUGAACCCCUUAAUAUUUUACACAAGCUGAUCACCUAUAGCUAACAAAAUAGUUCCACAGCAGGCCCGCGUGUAACUAAUACUACAUGGAUAGUAUAAUUGUAUCUAACAAAAUCACAACUAUUUUACACUUAAUACAUUAUACAAUUAAUAUUGUCAUUUUAAAACAGACAUCUUGUACUACACUAAGUUUGCUUGUCUUGCCUUCAGAGAAGUCUGUUACCAUGGUCAUUUAACUCCAGCAGUGUCUGCUGGGUCAUGUUACUGGUUGAAAGCAUGUCUGUCAAUAUAGGAAGCAGAUGAUUGGUUAUUGACAAGAAAGAAACCAGUGAAGGGGCGUGGCCAGUUUUACCUUCAGGGUGACCUUGUGCAGUAACACAUGUGUGUUUUAAAAUGAAAAUAAAUGUUGCUAAAACAUUUUCUUAAAACCUGCAUAUCAGAGACCCAUGUAGAUAAUGGAAGUGCAAAAUAGUUGAUUUAUGAAAUGAUUUUGUUAGAUACGAUUAUUUUAAAUUAUACUAUCCAUGUAGUUUUUAUUGGUUCCACGUGGGCAUGCUGUGGUGAGAUUGAAGGUGGGUGGUGUGAGACAGGUUCAUUUUUAGUGUAAGAUGACAACAUCGCUACCAAAAAAAAAAAAAAAAAAUCACACAAAAAAUAUUAUUCAAUGACAAAUAACCACAAUACUAUAUGAGGAAUUAUUGAAGACCUCUAGUCGAAACAUUUGUCAUAUUAAGUUUUUAUUAGUAUUUCUAAAUUAAGCACCAUUGAGGUUUUAAUAGUUACCCUUAUAAAAGUUUACCACUGUAAAUGUGCCAUGUCAUUUUGCCAUGUUUUUUUGUUUUUAAUUAUUUUCCUUACCGUACCUCAUUGGGAUUUACAUAGGGUUUUUUUUAAGGAUACCGUAUUGAUGAUAUAACAGGAGUUACCAGAGAUUACGGCCUGUUUGCACCAAAUUGGUCCGAAAUCUCUGCUAAUUCCCUCAGGGUUUGUUGCUUUAAUGAAAAUGCCGAAAGUCUGGGAAUUGGGAACUUGGCUUAAGCCCCCCAUGAUAAUAGGCAUUAUGUCUAAGACACACAACACCCCCCAUUAAAUACCAAGAUCAUUUACUCCUUGAUAAAUCAGUCCUGACCCGUGCUUGCUCAUGGUGUCCUCGGGGCACGGCGAUCAAAACAUCCUAGCAGGGACGCACAUUUGAAUUGGAUGAACUUAACUUUGCACAACUGCCCAGUAACUUCCCAACGUUUAAGGGGGCUCAUAUUUAAAUUAGGGAUGAUGCCUACUCCCUGGUAGUCGAUCAAACAAAUUGGUUUAACUUUGCUGAACUUCCUGUUAAGAAAACGUUCCCAAAUAAGAGCCAGGAGAGUUGAAAGACUCCUACAAAGACCUAACCAGUCACAUUCAAAAAAUACUAAAAUAAUCUACAAUUCAAUGACAAGCGUUUCAAUUCGAAGUCUUUUUCAAAGUCAAGACACGCCACUCGGUUGCCAGUGUUUUGGAAGGUGUUUGUAAGGAGGGCUGCUGGGGGAGUAAUUAACGUCAUCGUGUCGCUCAGUCACAGGGAUCACACAAGUGGUUUAGUGUAAGCCUCUUUUCCUGGAGGAGUUUGUGCCACUAAUUAUUGUCGUCCUGGAAGAGUGAUUUUAAAUCAUUCUAAUACAGCAGGGGUUUUCAACCAGGGGUACGCAUGGUGAGAUGAUGAGAUUCUGGGAUCAAUAAGCUACUAACAACCAAACAAGCAAGAUGGGCUGAAUGGCCUCCUCUUGUUUGUAAACUUUCUUAUGUUCUUAUGUUCUUAAAUAAAAUGAAAGUAAGAGAAAAUAAUUAUCUUAAUUUUUUUAACUGUAUUAUAUAGUCUCUAAACCACGGUGUAUGCUUAUUUAAUCUUUGUGUAGCAGCUGAUAGUGAACUGCUAAUGGAAAAUUUUUUAAAAAAACUAGAAUCUAGCACGUCCAUAUUUUCCACCUGUACGCAUGCGCAAUUUCGAUUGCGUGGAUUUCCAAUCUGAUGAUACAUAGAGUGCUCUGUGUUGCUAAUGAUGUUUGCUGUUUCAACUUGUCUUAUCAGUGAAGCCGUGUUUCUGCUGUUUUAGAAUAUAAAUGCUCUGGUAAAUAUAAAUAAUCAUUGCAAUACUCAUAUUUGAUGGGUUUUGUUUAUUACCUCAGCUGCAUUUUAUUAAGCUAUAAAAAAAGCUCUAAAAGCUAUAAAAAGCUGUAAAAAAGGCCAACAAGAUGCUUGGAUAUAUUGUGAGAAGUGUUGAAUUUAAAUCAAGGGAAGUAAUGUUAAAACUUUACAAUGCAUUAGUAAGACCUCACCUAGAAUAUUGUGUUCAGUUCUGGUCACCUCGUUACAAAAAGGAUAUUGCUGCUCUAGAAAGAGUGCAAAGAAGAGCAACCAGAAUUAUCCCGGGUUUAAAAGGCAUGUCGUAUGCAGACAGGCUAAAAGAAUUGAAUCUAUUCAGUCUUGAACAAAGAAGACUACGCGGUGAUCUGAUUCAAGCAUUCAAAAUCCUAAAAGGUAGGAUAAAGGGUCAUUCAGAACAGAAAAUAGGAGACACUUUUUUAAACAGAGAAUUGUGAGGGUCUGGAACCAAUUCCCCAGUAAUGAUGUUGAAGCUGACACCCUGGGAUCCUUCAAGAAGCUGCUUGAUGAGAUUCUGGGAUCAAUAAGCUACUAACAACCAAACGAGCAAGAUGGGCUGAAUGGCCUCCUCUCGUUUGUAAACUUUCUAAUGUUCUUAUGUUCUUAACAGCAAUAGCGUCUGGUUCAAUAUGUUUCCGGUGUUUGAUACACCGGAUAAAAAUAAAAAUGAGUGAGACUCUUGUGUGAGAUAUGAGGCACAAGGCAUGCCAGGUGCAUAUUCUUUAAAAGCAGGGUCGGUAAAUAGUGCUAGUAGAAUAAACACAGAUUACUUAUUUUAUUAUCAACAGCUGAAUGGCAAUACACAAUACUGUUACUGUAAGAAGACUAUACACCAUACUGUUACUGUAAGAAGACUAUACACCAUACUGUUACUGUAAGGAGACUAUACACAAUACUGUUACUGUAAGGAGACUAUACACAAUACUGUUACUGUAAGAAGACUAUACACCAUACUGUUACUGUAAGAAGACUAUACACCAUACUGUUACUGUAAGGAGACUAUACACAAUACUGUUACUGUAAGGAGACUAUACAAAAUACUGUUACUGUAAGAAGACUAUACACCAUACUGUUACUGUAAGAAGACUAUGCAUCAUACUGUUAUUGUAAGAAGACUAUACAAAAUACUGUUACUGUAAGAGGACUAUACAAAAUACUGUUACUGUAAGAAGACUAUACACAAUACUGUUACUGUAAGAGAACUACCUGCUUUAGUUACCAAAACAGAAAAAAACACAGAAUAGCCUACAGUAUCGGGCUUACUAAAUAGUUUCCUAGAAACAUCGCAAUCAAACCUAUUUGAUAAUUAAAACUGAAAAAUAGAAGAAGCAGCUUGGUUAAACAAGCAGACCUGCAUUGAACUUCCAAAUGAAAAACCAGACAGAACAGAAAGAGACAUUGUGACAUUCAGCUAACAUUCGGAGCUGGGAAGGGAGCCUGACGGGAACAGGCAAGGCUGCCACCUAGAAACUCCAGGGGCCAUAUUACAAAAGCAUCCGAAGUGACAUUCUGUCUCAUCUUCAGAGAUAGAAUGUCCUAACUACAAGUUUAGGAGAGUUGAUAUUGCUCUCCUAACUUAUUUUCCUAACUUAAUUUAAGAUAGGAAAUAGCAUAUUACAGAAUGUUCCUAACUUCAA